This is a messenger RNA of Sesamum indicum (sesame), 3864 nucleotides long. RefSeq names its product putative E3 ubiquitin ligase SUD1. Gene Ontology annotation, biological process: ERAD pathway. NCBI's taxonomy places the organism in Eukaryota, Viridiplantae, Streptophyta, Magnoliopsida, Lamiales, Pedaliaceae. Gene Ontology annotation, cellular component: endoplasmic reticulum membrane. Gene Ontology annotation, molecular function: zinc ion binding. The record is from RefSeq and is a predicted model, not a curated record.
AAAUCCGUCAUCUCAGCUCUGCUUCCUUCCCCAUUCUCAAAGUUCAACAACAACCUUUAAAUCACAAUAGAUAGUCCGGUCCCCGAAACGCCACCGUAAUCAAUUCAAUGCUCUCUUCUUUCAUAAAUUCGCAAGUAGCCCCACUUCUAAGUUAAAUCCCCGCACAACCCCCAACUCAGCUCUCCAUUAACCACAAAUUUCACCAACCCUAAGAGAGAGAAAGAAGAUCCGACGGUUUCUCCACCGACUCGAUGGAGAUCCGACCGGAGACGGCGACGGCGGAAGGGACGUCAUGCUCUUCGACCGCGGUGCCCUUGGAGUCGGCCGUGUCUUCCAUCGGUUCCUCGCCGGGCGAGAAUAGUAGCGGCAGUAAUAACGUUAAAAGCAAUCAUGAUAGUAAUGGUGGGGGCAGGUAUGAUUUGUUGGAUGAGGACGAGGAGGAAGAUGUUUGUCGGAUCUGCAGAAACCCUGGCGAUGCCGAUAAUCCGCUGCGGUAUCCAUGCGCCUGCAGCGGCAGCAUCAAGUUUGUUCACCAGGAUUGCCUUCUUCAGUGGCUCAAUCACAGCAACGCUCGCCAAUGCGAGGUGUGCAAGCAUCCGUUUUCAUUUUCUCCAGUUUAUGCUGAAAAUGCCCCUGCAAGGCUUCCCUUUCAGGAAUUUGUGGUUGGGAUAGCUUUGAAAGCCUGCCAUGUCCUGCAGUUCUUUCUACGCCUCAGUUUUGUACUUUCUGUUUGGCUUCUCAUUAUUCCGUUUAUCACAUUCUGGAUUUGGCGAUUGGCAUUUGUUAGAGGUUUUGGAGAAGCCCAAAGACUAUUCUUGAGUCACUUAUCUACUACAGUCAUUCUUACUGAUUGUCUGCAUGGUUUUCUGCUUUCCGCUAGCAUUGUAUUCAUUUUUCUUGGGGCAACUUCCCUGAGAGAUUACUUUAGACAUUUACGGGAGCUCGGUGGGCAAGAUGCUGAUAGAGAAGAUGAAGGAGAGAGAAAUGGAGCUCGUGCUGCAAGAAGGCAGGCAGCACAAGCAAAUAGAAAUAUUGUUGUUGAGGGGAAUGGUGAAGAUGCUGGUGGAGCACAAGGAAUUGCUGGUGCUGGUCAGAUGAUCCGACGGAAUGCAGAAAAUGUUGCAGCUAGGUGGGAGAUGCAGGCAGCUCGCCUUGAGGCCCAUGUUGAACAGAUGUUUGAUGGUUUGGAUGAUGCUGAUGGCGCAGAGGAUGUACCGUUUGACGAACUGGUUGGCAUGCAGGGACCUGUGUUUCAUCUGGUUGAAAAUGCAUUCACGGUUCUUGCUAGCAAUAUGAUAUUCUUGGGAGUUGUGAUCUUUGUGCCAUUCUCACUGGGACGAGUUAUUCUCUAUUAUUUGUCAUGGCUUUUGUCCUCUGCUACAAGUCCAGUGCUAUCUACAGUUGUCCCGCUUACUGAAUCAGCGCUUUCAUUGGCCAAUAUUACGCUGAAGAAUGCAUUGACUGCAGUUGUAAAUUUGACAUCUGAUAACCAAGACAAUGGCUUGCUUGGCCAGGUCGCGGAGAUUCUGAAAGUAAAUGCAACAGGACAAACUGAGGUGUCAAGCAACAUAAGCUCUACAAUUGCAACAGACAUCUUGAAGGUGCAGACUGUUGGGGCAUCACGCCUUUCUGAUGUUACGACUCUUGCUGUUGGCUACAUGUUUAUAUUUUCUCUUGUAAUCUUCUACCUUGGGAUUGUUACCUUAAUUCGGUAUUCAAGAGGAGAGCCUCUGACAAUGGGGAGGUUCUACGGCAUUGCUUCCAUUGCAGAAACUAUUCCAUCUCUCUUCAGGCAGUUUGUGGCGGCAAUGAGACAUUUAAUGACUAUGAUUAAAGUUGCUUUCCUUCUGGUCAUUGAACUUGGGGUUUUCCCUCUGAUGUGUGGAUGGUGGCUGGAUGUUUGUACUAUAAGGAUGUUUGGGAAGUCGAUUUCUCAGAGAGUUGAGUUCUUCUCAAUCUCACCACUUGCAAGCUCCUUGGUUCACUGGGUUGUAGGAAUUGUUUACAUGCUGCAAAUAAGUAUCUUUGUCAGCCUUCUUCGAGGGGUUUUACGCAAUGGGGUACUCUACUUUCUUCGAGAUCCAGCUGAUCCUAAUUACAACCCUUUCCGUGAUCUAAUUGAUGAUCCCGUGCACAAGCAUGCUCGCAGAGUAUUGUUGUCUGUUGCUGUAUAUGGGAGUUUGAUAGUGAUGCUGGUAUUUUUGCCAGUUAAACUUGCAAUGCGGAUGGUUCCUUCCAUUUUUCCUUUAGAUAUCACUGUAUCUGAUCCAUUCACUGAAAUUCCAGCUGACAUGCUUCUCUUUCAAAUAUGCAUCCCUUUUGCAAUUGAGCAUUUUAAACUGCGGCAUACUCUCAAAUCCCUUCUCCGGUAUUGGUUCACUGCUGUUGGCUGGGCACUUGGUCUAACAGAUUUUCUGCUCCCAAAGCCAGAAGAUAAUAGUGGACAUGAAAACGGGAAUGGGGAUCCAGGGAGACAUGAUAGAGGACAUGCACAGGCAGUUGGUCAGGAACGAGCUGUAGCCCUUGAAGAUGUGAACAGACCCAUGCAUUUGGUGGCCAACGCCAAUUCUGCAGAGGAGUUUGACAAUGAUGAACCAGCUGAUCCAGACAGGUGGGCCUUUGUACUUCGCAUUGUCCUACUGUUGGUGGUGGCUUGGAUGACUUUGCUUGUAUUCAAUUCUGCAUUGAUCGUUGUACCUGUAUCCCUUGGGAGAGCACUCUUCAAUGCCCUCCCACUUCUCCCAAUAACUCAUGGCAUCAAGUGCAAUGAUUUAUAUGCUUUUGUCAUCGGAAGCUAUCUCAUUUGGACUGGUUUGGCUGGAGCAAGGUACUGCAUUGAUCUCAUUAGAACAAGGAGAACUAGACUUUUGCUUACUCAGAUAUGGAAAUGGUGUGGCAUUAUUGUCAAGAGUUCUGCGCUGUUGUCGAUUUGGAUCUUUGUUAUUCCUGUUUUGAUUGGACUGCUGUUUGAACUUCUUGUAAUCGUGCCUAUGCGGGUUCCGAUCGAUGAAAGUCCAGUUUUCCUUCUGUAUCAGGACUGGGCUUUAGGACUAAUCUUUUUGAAGAUCUGGACUCGACUGGUUAUGUUGGAUCACGUGAUGCCACUGGUCGAUGAUAGCUGGCGUGUAAAAUUUGAAAGGGUGAGGGAAGAUGGUUUCUCAAGGCUUCAAGGUCUUUGGGUUCUGCGGGAGAUUGUUUUCCCAAUCAUUAUGAAAUUGCUCACCGCUUUAUGUGUUCCCUAUGUUUUAUCAAGAGGAGUGUUUCCUAUAUUUGGGUACCCAUUAGUGGUGAACUCAGCCGUGUACCGAUAUGCCUGGUUGGGGUGCCUGCUCUUCAGUGUGCUGUAUUUCUGUUUCAAGCGUUUCCAUGUCUGGUUCACCAAUCUCCACAAUUCCAUACGCGAUGACCGGUAUUUGAUUGGUCGGAGACUCCACAAUUAUGGGGAGAACUCAGAGAGACGGAUCGAUUCUGGUACUGUGCCUGAGAACCAUGUUUCUGCUGCUAAUGGCACUGAUGUGAACGAACACAAUUGGGAGGCUGGGGCUGUAGGGAUGAGGCAGAGGCAUAUCAUCCGACAAGAUGCUUAAAUCAAAGUGUAGGUGAAAUCGUGGAACUUCCUUUUUUUAGAAAGAAAUCUGUAAUACCUCAUUAGGUAUUCAGGAAAAGCUGGUGGAAGCAAGAUGUAAAAAGUUGUAACGCCCUUUUUGAGGAAAGAAAGCGUCUUUUAGAGUGUUGGAGGAAAUGGUUGUGUAUAUGAAUUGAUGACCCCCUCUUGUAGAGAACUAGGUCUUUUAAAAAAUCAGUGGCUUGUUGCAUAACUUAAUACGAUUGUGCAUUUUCACUUAAAGAAUCCGGCAAUUGUGA